Messenger RNA from Rhipicephalus microplus (southern cattle tick), 549 nucleotides. RefSeq lists its product as uncharacterized. The record is from RefSeq and is a predicted model, not a curated record. Lineage: Eukaryota; Metazoa; Arthropoda; Arachnida; Ixodida; Ixodidae.
AUGGUGCAUUUUGAGAAAACGACUAGCCUUAGAAACGGAAGAUAUGAAGUGGCCCUCCCUUGGAAGGAUGGUUUCGAGCUUGCAAACAACAAGCAAGUCACCGUUACUCGACUGGACAAGCUUGUCAACCGUCUCGACUCUAGGAAAGGACUGCUUGAAACGUAUGACCGUACCAUAAAAGAUUACUUGCGGGCAGGACACGCCGAAGUAGUCAGUGAUGUACCUGCAGAUGUGACGAAGUUGUAUUACAUGCCGCACAAGGAAGUCAUCCUUGAACAAGCGCUGACGAGCGAAGUUAGAGUGGUGUUUCACAUCUCGUCACAUACCAAAGGGAGCAAGUUCUUUAACUAUUGCCUUGAAAAAGGUGACAACAUGUACCAAGACCUCGUGCAGAUUCUGCUACGCUUCACAAAGCACCCGGUGGCAGUGAUCGCGGACAUAAAGGCAUUCCUUCAGAUUGCGAUUCGGGAGGGCGUCAAAGACGCUUUGCACUUCUCCGGUUCGCAGAAAAAGAUUCAUGCAAGGGCAAGCUCCAAGAGUGGAGAAUGA